Aspergillus melleus is the source of this 2455-nucleotide messenger RNA. RefSeq names its product MATE family efflux transporter (gene ERC1). The coding region runs from base 821 to 2293 and encodes 490 amino acids. Lineage: Eukaryota; Fungi; Ascomycota; Eurotiomycetes; Eurotiales; Aspergillaceae. The transcript has 3 exons. Gene Ontology annotation, biological process: xenobiotic detoxification by transmembrane export across the plasma membrane. The record is from RefSeq and is a predicted model, not a curated record. Gene Ontology annotation, cellular component: membrane. Gene Ontology annotation, molecular function: xenobiotic transmembrane transporter activity; antiporter activity.
AUUGUUAGAGCCUACUAAAGUACAUACAAGUACUAUAUAAACCAGUCCCUCUUAUCAGUAAAGUCUAUCACUGAACAUGGCAAAAACCAAAUGGAUGCAUAUGAGCGGACCCGCGAAUCAUACGGCAUGGCGAUAUCUUGCUUAUCGCCAGCCUCAGGCCUUCUAUUAGGGCUUCUCACACAAUCCUGGUCAAUACCGAGUAGAAUCAUCCCGCAGCUGAGACGUCAAGUUAGGGCUGCCGCUGUCAUGUGUGCCAUGUAGAUGCGACAUCAGUCAGUUGUUUUUGUAUUGAUUAUUGCAAUGCGAUAGCGAGGGUAAACAAGGGAUGUACAGUACAAUUGAUAUUACAACAACACCUACCAUAUGCAGAAUGUCGAAUGCCAGUCCAGAUGAUGUAUUGAGCCAAACCCAAGCCAACCGAUCUCUUUGUUUCAUCUGCAGAACCGAUCCUUUCCCGAAUAGGUUACUAUUUGGAGAGACUUGGAUCGCUCAGUCCGCUGCAUCAGAACUGAUAAGAACCCUCGAUCUGACCGGUUACAUGGUGGCUUGCGUACAGGUUUGUCAUGGCUUUAUGAUUCAAUUCCUAUCAUGUCUGUCAGCAUUCUGCCCGUUUAGGUAUACAGAUGGAGAUUCUUUGCUGCGCGCAGCCAUGUUGAUUAGAGCUACAGGUAGAUUCACGGUCCUCGGCCGUCUCCAAGGUUGCUGAACUAUGCAGUCAUAGACUAGUAUAUAGAUAUGUAGAUGGCCUGCUAUACAGUAUACAGUAGCGUUGUUGCAAUUCGGUUCCUUCGCUUCAGUUUCUACUAUCUUUGCCGCUAGAAUGUAUGAAAGACUCACUCACAAUGCCUCCGACGAACCAACCGAAUACACAUCUCUCAUCCCUAAACCUGCGGACGAGCCCUAUGAGCAAGAUUGCGACGAGGGCCCUGUCGCAAGGCAGUACCUCAAGGAAUUUUGGCAUCUGUUGAAGGACUCCAUCCCGGUCAUUCUGGCGUACACACUCCAGAAUAGCCUUCAAACUGUAUCGGUUCUCGUCGUCGGACGCUCGUCCGCCGAGAACCUCGCCACUGCGGCCUUCUCGUUGAUGUUUGCCAUGAUCACGGCCUGGAUGAUUGCUCUCGGAGGAACCACCGCUCUCGAUACCCUAGCGUCCUCGUCUUUCACAGGUAGCUCGAACAAGCACGACCUAGGCAUCCUGCUGCAGCGGGGGUUCUUUGUCCUCACCCUCUUCUACAUCCCUAUUGCUAUUCUCUGGGCCUGUUCGGAACCGGUUUUCUUGCUCCUCGGCCAGGAUCCACAACUUUCCAGACACAGUGCGCGGUUUUUGACCUGCUUGAUUCCCGGUGGGUUGGGAUACAUCUACUUCGAGUUAAUGAAGAAGUAUCUGCAAGCGCAGGGUAUUAUGCGCCCCGGUACAUACGUCUUGCUGAUUACAUCACCUCUCAACGGACUGCUCAAUUAUCUCUGCUGUUACACCUUCCAGAUGGGCCUGUUGGGCGCCCCCCUCGCCACUGGUCUCUCCUACUGGCUCUCAUUUGCUCUGUUGGUGCUCUACGCCCGGUUUAUUGCCGGCUCCGAAUGCUGGGGCGGGUGGUCGCGCGAAUCCCUCCAGAACGCCGGCACUUUCGCCCGGCUCGCCAUCCUGGGCGUCAUCCAUGUCGGCACGGAAUGGUGGGCCUUCGAGAUCGUAGCACUGGCCGCUGGACGCCUAGGAACCAUCCCACUCGCCGCGCAGAGCGUUAUCAUGACCGCCGAUCAAGUGCUCAACACGAUCCCAUUCGGGGUAGGCGUGGCCACGUCGGCACGCGUGGGUAACCUUCUCGGUUCGCGAAACGCCCGCGGGGCUGCUAUAGCAGCCAAUACGGCGGCGUGGCUCAGCAUGGUCCUGGGAGGGGUGGUUCUGGCCGUGCUGAUGGGGACGCGGGAGCAUUUCGCGCGAAUCUUCAACUCCGACGAGCGUGUGGUACGACUGACGGCCGAGGUGUUGCCGUUCGUGGCCCUGUUCCAGAUUGCUGACGGCUUGAACGGAAGCUGCGGUGGCAGUCUGCGUGGGAUGGGUCGGCAGCAUGUGGGUGCCUUGGUCAAUCUGGUCAGUUACUACGGCGGCGCGUUGCCCCUUGGCAUCUGGUUGGCGUUCCAUGGCUGGGGACUGAAGGGCCUCUGGGUGGGACAGUGCAUCGCGCUGUAUCUGGUGGGGGCGCUGGAAUGGACGAUUGUGGGCUGGAGCCACUGGGAGAAGGAGGUUGAUCGGGCAUUCUUUCGGAUGGAUGAAAGUGAGCGGGUGGGAGUGUAGGCAAGGGGUUGCUAGAGACGGCUUCUCUUUGUAGUGACUGAAAUAGGAAGCUGAGAGGAGACGCAGUGUUAUCUUGGCUUAUGUGCCCCAGACGGAGUGAUCAGAUGUAUUUCCGAGGACAAUCCUAAAAUGCAUGAUUUCAUUGAAUGAAGAGAAGAGACG